This is a messenger RNA of Symbiodinium natans, 504 nucleotides long. The record is from the annotation of a GenBank genome assembly. NCBI's taxonomy places the organism in Eukaryota, Dinophyceae, Suessiales, Symbiodiniaceae.
AUGGAAGCCAACUUCUUGAACCGGAAGUUGGACCCUAAGCAAUUUCAGGAGUAUUGCCUUUCCCGUGAGGUCUUGCAGGACCCUACAGACUUGUGGAAUGGUGAGGAGGGGAUUCUGGCAGGCGAUGCCUUGAGCAACUGCAGCAACCGCCUCCUGCCCAUCUCCAGCGGGGGAGUUGAGCAGGUUGAGCAGGUUGAGCAGAUUGAGCAUUGUGUUCACAGUGUUCACCUCUUGGCCAUUGGAAAGACGGGAUGUGUGCACAUAUCGGAUGGUCCCAACCGCGGCAUCUCACAGCAGGUGUCAUGGCAGCCUCAUCAGCAGGAUGCGGUACUUGCGCGUGAUCCCUUUGUCUCCCAUCACUGUGCCAACAAUGCCGGCAACUGGCUAGUUCUGUUCACUGCUGGAAGCUUGGAGCUCGUUCCACUGGCUGCAGCAGGUGCGUACCUGUCAGAUUCAUUAGGAACCUAUCGACGCCAUCUGCAGAUUAAGACCGCUUUGAAUUGA